UAACUUGUAACACGCCUUGGCAGUUUGGCACCGAGCCACCGAGGAGGUCGUGCUGUUGACGCUUGCGGCAAUCGUGUAAUCAUGCUAUUAUAACACAAUUGUCUAAGGGCUGAUUACGGCUUACGGUGUCCCGGCGUUACCCCGACUCCGCUAUUUCGUUAUCUAUAUUCCAUGCAACUCCGCACAAUAGACAAUAAAUAAUAUUAUACUAUUGUCCGACACUCGUCAGUCGUCGUAGACUGUGUCUGAGAUCUGUCGUUCGCCGUUUCAACAUUACCUAUUGUACAAGUUAUUUCGGUCCGGGGAACUGUGAGCACGAGAAUUUAGUUUUCGUCUGUAGGAUUCAUAGACAAGCACAAGUUUACAGAUUGGAUUCCACGCUCCAAAACCCUUUAUCUGCUGAGUCGAUAUGAAAUGCUUAUGCCAAUAAAUACCAAGUACCAGACCAGUCCAAUCUCUUAUUACCAAUUUAUUCCCUGGUAUUGACUGGCAUGUGCCCUUUUACAAAGUAUUCAAUAAUAAAAUAGGGUAUUAAUCAAACAUUUUAAUUAACAAGUCUAACAAUUACAGCUUAAAAUCAGUGAUUUUAUCUUUAUCGUAAUAGUUUGGAUAGUACCUAGUACCUAUAUUGAAAUUACAUUGCCAUAAUGGAGGAAGAAAGUAUAAAACUAAAUGAAAACCCAGUAAAAUAUGAAUUUGAAACUGAAAAAGUUCAAGAUGAAAAUAAAAAAGCAUUUAAUUGGGCUGAGUUUUUAGCUUGUGUAUCUGUGGCAACUACUAACUUACAUACAGGAUUUGCUUUGGGAUUUUCCGCAAUACUUAUACCACAACUUGAAAAAUACACUGAUGAAAUGGGUGAAAUAAGUAAAUCUCAAUCUUCCUGGAUUGCUAGCAGUAUUUCAAUAGCUGCUCCAUUUGGAUGUCUGUUUAUAGCUUUUACACUGGACAGAAUUGGUCGUAUAUCCACGUUUAAAAUUUCUCUAUGGCCAUGUUUUAUUGGAUGGAUGUUGAUUGCACUUGCUUUUAACCCACAUAUUAUCAUCAUUGGAAGAUUAUUGACUGGAUUUGCAAUGUCUGUUGGUACAAAUUCAGCUAACGUGUAUAUGGCAGAAAUAUCUAGUCCAAAACUUCGAGGUUCCAUGAUGUCAAUAGGUUCUGUGAUGUUAUCUUUUGGCAUAUUAUUAAUGUACUGCACUGGGUUGUAUCUACAUUGGCGUAUUGUUGCAUGGAUAGCAUGUGCUGGGGCAUUUUUCCCAGUUCUCAUGACUGCAUAUUGGACACCUGAAAGUCCUGUUUGGUUAAUUCAUAAAGGACAAGAUGCUAAAGCUUUAAAAUCUUUAGAAUAUUUUAAAAACUCUAAAUAUUGUGCUGGUAUACAAGACACUUUUAAUGAGAUGAAAAGUAUUAAAGAAAAAAAAGAUUUGAUAAUUAAUAAAGAAAUUGAAAAAAGUAAUGUGUUCAGACGUAUUGCCUGGCAUUUAUCUAAGCCAACUGUUUUUAAACCCGCACUCUUUAUGGUUAUAUUAUUUGUUCUACAACAAUUUACUGGAAUUUAUACAUUUCAAUUCCACGCUGUUAAAAUGUUGCAUGAAGUUGCUCAAGGUAUCGACAUCAAAUUUGCCACUUUACUAUUUGGUUUGUUUCGGUUCUUAUUAAGUUUUGUGGCAACAGGAAUGUUACAUAAUUACGGCAGACGUCCGCUGUGUAUGAUAAGUGGCAUCAUCAUGGGAAUUACUUUGUUUAUUUCUGGAUUAUGUUUUUAUUUAAGAACUAAAGGCGAUGAAAGUAUUAUUAUGACAUGGACGUCAUUAUUGUGCAUGUUACUAUAUAUUUCGGCUGGCUCUGUUGGUAUAAUGCUGAUUCCGUGGAUAUUGCCCAGCGAAAUGUUUCCUACAGAAGUUAAAGGAUUAUUUAUUGGACCAAUUAUGGCAUGGUGUAAUGCAGUCAUGUUCGUCGCAGUACAUUUUUACGAAGAUCUUAAAAACUUAUUGGACGGUAUGCUAGGGAUUUUGUGGUUCUAUAGUUUCAUAUCAAUACUAACUGUGUUUUUUGUGUGGUUGUUUAUUCCUGAGACACAUAAAAUGAAACUAUUCGAAAUAGAAGAUUAUUUUAAAGAUAAUACUAUAUACUUACUAAGAAAAAAAAAGACUGUAAAACCCCAACAAUUGAGUACGUAAUAUAUUGAUAUUUAUGUUUAUAUAAAA
Myzus persicae (green peach aphid) is the source of this 2204-nucleotide messenger RNA. RefSeq names its product facilitated trehalose transporter Tret1-2 homolog. Gene Ontology annotation, molecular function: transmembrane transporter activity. The coding region runs from base 648 to 2177 and encodes 509 amino acids. The transcript has 12 exons. Gene Ontology annotation, cellular component: membrane. NCBI's taxonomy places the organism in Eukaryota, Metazoa, Arthropoda, Insecta, Hemiptera, Aphididae. Gene Ontology annotation, biological process: transmembrane transport. The record is from RefSeq and is a predicted model, not a curated record.